This is a messenger RNA of Klebsormidium nitens, 948 nucleotides long. The record is from the annotation of a GenBank genome assembly. Lineage: Eukaryota; Viridiplantae; Streptophyta; Klebsormidiophyceae; Klebsormidiales; Klebsormidiaceae.
AUGGCUACGGUUAUAACCGUUGCACCUCGCUUCCUAGCGGGGUCUCCCGCCCUCCGUAGUCAGGGGCUAGGAGAAACACACACACAGGAGCUUGCGCUCAAGAACGGUGUCAUUGGGUUGCUGGGCGUUAAGCAAGGUAGCAGAACAGCCAAGCCGCAAGGGAGAUCUCACUCGGUUGCGGUGCGCGCGGCUGCGGCGGAGGGCGGAGCGGAGGGCGAGCCAGCGUGGAAGAAGAAACUAGAGCUGGCGGACCAGCACGCAGAAGCCACCCGGGCGGCCACUGCCGCUGCGAAAGCGGAGUAUGAGCGGCGGCAGGCGGCUGCGCGGCGGGCGGGGCGUGGUGCUGCUCCGGUGACCCCCCUGGCGGAGCUGCCGCUGGUGCCGUUCUUGACGGAGGAGGGCAAGAUUGCGGACUGCUCGCAGGCGGACGCCAAGGCCAGCGUGUAUGCGAUCUUCGAUGAAGAGAAAGUCGUCCGUCACGUGGGCAUCUCCCGUGCGAUCGGCCCCUCUCUGCGGCUGCACUUUGCGCGCGUGCCCCUGCAGUGCUGGGCCGUCAAGGUGCAGCACAUCAAGGCACCCAGGCGCAGCGCGCUGGAGGCCAUCCGCGACGCCUGGAUUGCCGAGCUGGGCUACCGGCCGACAGGGAACGACAACGGGCCCGAGCAAAACAGGUGGGAGAACCCGCUGGACGUGCGCCCGCUGAUGACGGACGAUGAGAAGGCGGCGGUGGAGGAGGCCGCGCCGGGGCCCCCGACAGCGAAGGCCCUGAAGCAAGUGGCGCGGCGGGUGGAGGCCGAGUUGAAGGCCAGCUACGCGGCGCGGCAGUCGACGGAGAGCCUGCGCUUCGACCCGAAGCUCAAGGAGAAGGGCAUGCUCGACGUCAAGAACCCCGCGCCGCCGCCCGACACCAAGGUGCCCGAGAAGCCGAAGCAAGCCGUCAAGGCAUAG